AUGAAGCGGGCCGAGCCUCCUUUUGCUCCACCUCCGCGCCCGGACAAUGAUGGGAAGGUUUUGGCAGGAGAUGUUGAUGAGUUUGCAGCUUGGGAGGAGGCUAUGAAAACCCCUGCUGAGCUGCGGCUGAAGUCUGGCGAGCGUUGGCGCGGCUGGAAUUUUGGUGCAAAGAGGUCCAUCGCCGGCGAGGUGGUGUUUUGCACUGCAAUGAUGGGUUAUCCCGAGUCGCUGACGGACCCAUCAUUUGAAGGCCAGAUCCUGGUGCUGACCUACCCCAUCGUGGGGAAUUAUGGUGUGCCGCCUGACGAGACUGAUGAGCAAGGCAUACCGAGGUACUUUGAGGGAGCAAGGAUUUACCCUGUGGCGGUUGUGGUUUCUGAGUAUUCCUUUGCGGCAUCCCACUACUCCGCAGUGAAGAGCUUGUCGCAGUGGCUGCAAGAGCACAAUGUCCCCGGGAUCUCGGGGGUAGACACUCGUGCUAUCACAAAGCGCCUCCGGCAGGAAGGCUCAGCGCUUGGUGCAGUUGUGGUUGGCAGCGAUGCAACACCACAAUGGGAGGAUCCCAACCUGAAGAACUUGGUUGCGCAAGUGUCAGUGUCCAGCCCGAAGCUCUACCAUCCUUUGCGAGAUGAAACGGUGGAGGGUGAACCUCCUCUGAUCGUGGCAGUGGAUUGCGGCAUGAAGUUGAACAUUGUGCGCUACUUCGUGUACUAUUUGCGAGUCCGCCUCAAGGUGGUGCCAUGGGAUUACGAUUUCUCCAAGGAGGAGUUCGACGGACUUUUCAUUAGCAACGGUCCCGGUGAUCCAGAAAAGUGCGAAGCGACGGUGGCAUGCCUUCGCAAAGUUAUGCAAGAGAGGCCCACCUUGCCAAUCUUCGGGAUUUGUUUGGGCCAUCAGCUGCUUUCCCUCGCGGCCGGCUGCCACACCUACAAGAUGAAGUUUGGCAACCGAGGAGUGAACCAGCCGUGCGUUGAUUUGCGCACUGGCCGCUGCUACAUUACCUCUCAGAAUCACGGCUUUGCCGUUGACGACUCCAAGUUGCCGGAGGGUUGGCACAGCCUUUUUACAAAUGCGAAUGAUGGUUCGAACGAAGGCAUUGCUCACAAGGAGAAGCCAUGGUUAUCAGUUCAGUUCCAUCCGGAGGCUUGCUGUGGGCCAGUGGACACAGCGUUUCUUUUCGACGAGUUUUUUAAAAUCUUGAGGAACUCAGGAAGCAGAAGCCUUACUACAAUCAGCUACAAGCACCCGCAGGCGAUUUCAAAGGUCCUGGUGCUGGGAUCCGGUGGUUUGACAAUCGGACAAGCAGGCGAAUUCGAUUAUUCAGGAAGCCAAGCCAUCAAGGCGCUGCGUGAGCAGCAUGUGCAGUCAGUACUUAUCAACCCCAACAUCGCCACCGUCCAGACGUCCCGGGGACUGGCUGACCAGAUCUAUUUCGUUCCGGUCACCCCAGAGUUUGUGACGAAGGUGAUUGAUAAGGUGCGGCCUGAUGGAUUGUUUGCAGCAUUUGGUGGGCAGACGGCGCUGAACUGCGCUGUUGCGCUUCAUAGAGAUGGCACGCUCAAGAAGUAUGGCGUCAAGGUCUUGGGCACGCAGAUCGACUCCAUUGUGGCGACGGAAGAUCGAGAGAUCUUCAAGGAAGGCGUUGAGAGUUUGGGCGAGAAGUGUGCACAGUCAGCCUGUGCGAACACCUUCGAGGAGGCUCGAAAGGUUGCCAAGGAGAUCGGUUUCCCUGUUCUCGUGCGAGCAGCAUUUGCGCUGGGUGGUUUGGGAAGUGGCUUCGCUUCAAACGAGGAAGAGCUGGAAGUGCUGCUGACUCGAGCCUUUGCCACCUCCUCUCAGGUCAUCAUCGACGAAUGCCUGAAGGGAUGGAAGGAGCUGGAGUACGAAGUUGUGCGAGACUCCAGGGACAAUUGCUUGGUCGUUUGCAACAUGGAAAAUCUGGAUCCCAUGGGCGUGCACACCGGCGAGUCGAUUGUGGUUGCACCAUCCCAGACAUUGUCAAACGACGAGUAUCACCGAUUGCGAGCUGUUGCGAUCAAGGUGAUUCGCCAUUUUGGUAUUGUUGGCGAGGCCAACAUCCAGUACGCUCUGGAUCCGAAUUCAAACCGUUACCGAAUCGUCGAGGUGAACGCGCGGCUUUCCAGGAGCAGCGCGCUUGCCUCCAAGGCAACCGGAUAUCCGCUUGCCUACGUUGCGGCCAAGCUCGCACUCGGUCACGAUCUUGUGAGUCUGAGAAACUUGGUUACACGCUCAACAACUGCAUGCUUUGAGCCCUCUUUGGACUACUGUGUUGUGAAGAUCCCUCGAUGGGACAUCGACAAGUUCCCCACCGUGGAGCGCACACUGGGGACGCAGAUGAAAAGCGUCGGCGAAGUCAUGUCCAUUGCGCGGUCUUUUCCUGAGGCAAUUCAGAAGGCCCUGCGCAUGGUAAAUGAAGGCUCUGUUGGCUUUGAUGGGAAUUGGUACCUGCGCGCCCGGUCUUCCGCUGCCGUCUCCAAAGAUGGCAACAUUGAGGAAGAGCUGAGAUAUCCAGGGCCGCUGCGGAUGUGGGCCAUUGCGCAUGCCUUCGAGAAAAAUCUGAGCGUCGAGCAGGUCUACCAGCUCACAAAAAUCGACAGAUGGUUUCUGGCCAAACUCUUCUCCGUGCAUCAGGGCCGCAAGCGAAUGGAAGGUAUGGCGAAUCUCAGUGCCUUGGAGAAGGCCGGCCCAGAUUUCCUGCGGCGUGUGAAGCAGCUUGGCUUCUGCGACAGGCAAAUUGCUAAAGCAGUUGGCAACACAGAAGAAGCCAUCAUGAAGCUGCGCCAUACCUGGAGUAUCCGGCCUUGCGUGAAGCAGGUUGAUACGUUGGCAGCAGAGUUCCCUGCCAAAACGAACUAUUUGUACCUCACCUACGGCGGCAACCAGCAUGAUGUGCCUCCGCUGAAAAGCGAGACGUUGGCGCCCCACAAGGAUUCAUUGUACGACAGUGCAUUUGGGAAAGGCAAGCUGGACGAGGAGUCUGGCUUCGGCUUGCCGAGCCGAAAGCUCGCGAAAACACAAUCAUCUCCAGUCGCGAGAGGGUGGAGCCCUCUCCUGAAGAGUGUACAAACCAAGGAGGAACAACCUCCUCCGCUUGACCUGGGCGCAGACAAGCAGGACAAAGCAGCUUUUAUCGUACUGGGAUCCGGUUGCUACCGCAUCGGAGCGUCAGUGGAGUUUGACUGGGGCUCUGUCUCCGCAGUCAGGACCUUGCGUGAGACGGGACAUCGAGCCAUGGUGAUCAACUGCAACCCUGAAACAGUUUCCACAGACUACGAUGAAAGCGAUCGUUUGUACUUCGAGGAGCUGACGCUUGAGACCGUCAGCGAGAUCUGCAAUUUUGAGCAGCCAAAUGGUACCAUUGUGUCAGUCGGCGGCCAGACGCCCAACAAUUUGGCGCCCAAGCUGGACAAGCUGGGAAUCAGAAUACUUGGGACAUCAGCACAGAACAUCGAUCGUGCUGAGGACCGGUCGAAGUUCUCCAGCAUGUGUGAUGAGCUUGACAUAGACCAGCCUCAGUGGUCUGAGUUCGUCAAACUGGAGGAGGCGCUCUUCUUCGCCAAUAGCGUGGGCUUUCCCGUGCUCGUGCGUCCGUCCUACGUUCUGUCUGGUGCAGCAAUGCGUGUCAUCGACAACGAGGAGCAACUGAAGAACUUCCUCGGCACCUCUGCUGUGGUCGAACAAGAGUUCCCAGUGGUCAUCUCCAAGUACAUAGAGGGAGCCAGGGAGAUUGAGUUUGACGGCGUUGGCUGCAUGGGAGAGAUCAUCAACUACGCGAUCUCCGAGCAUGUAGAGGACGCUGGAACACACAGUGGAGAUGCUACAUUGCUGCUGCCUUCGCAGCGUCUCCAUUUAGAAACGCAUCGGCGAGUCAUGCAGAUCUCCGCACAGCUGUGCAAGGCCCUGAACAUUUCUGGCCCCUUCAACGUGCAGUUCAUGUCACAGGAAGGUGGUAGCCGGUCUAUGCGAGCUGUGAAAGUCAUCGAGUGCAACGUCCGGGCGUCGCGGACAGUACCGUUUGUGUCGAAAACCUUCAACAUCAACUUUAUUGAGCUGGCCACUCGCGUUAUGCUGGGCCAGGAAGUCAAACCGACAAAGGUGCACGUGAACGACUUUGAUUUUGUCGCGUGCAAGGCGCCGAUGUUUUCCUUCCUACGUCUUAGUGGCUCCGAUCCUCGUGUGGGAGUUGAGAUGCAGAGCACCGGCGAGGUGGCCUGCUUCGGGCAUGAUGCGCACGAGGCCUUCCUGAAGUCCAUAAUUGCAAGUGGCAUCAAGAUCAAGUUCGAUCCGUGCGGGUUCCUUCUGUCUUUGGGCCCACAGGAGGACAAGAUGGCAAUUCUCGAGUACUUGCCUUUGCUUGACGAGAUGGGAUACAAGCUGUACGCUACUAGCGGGACAGCGUCUUUCAUUCAGGCGCAGCAGCCAAAGCGGAAGGGCUCCGAGAUUCCCAUCACCGUGCUCGGCAAUGCUGUCACGCAGAAGAAGCCCAAUGUGACUUCUGCGAUUGUGGACCAGACAGUCCGAAUAGUUGUGUGUACACCAUCUUCGCGAGAUUCUGGUGGCGCCACCGCCGGUUACUUCCUUCGAAGGAAAGCCUUAGAGUCUGGAGCCACCUUGAUAGUCAACAUACGCCAGGCACUGAUGCUCAUAGAUGCGCUGUACCAGAAAUGGAGCACCGAACGACAAGGGCGUGAAUUUUGGACCUUGCAGUCUUGGCAAGAGUGUCAUCUCAUAGGCUAG
Symbiodinium pilosum is the source of this 4758-nucleotide messenger RNA. NCBI's taxonomy places the organism in Eukaryota, Dinophyceae, Suessiales, Symbiodiniaceae. The record is from the annotation of a GenBank genome assembly.